Messenger RNA from Lathyrus oleraceus (garden pea), 1522 nucleotides. Its product is annotated as aldehyde dehydrogenase family 3 member H1. Gene Ontology annotation, biological process: aldehyde metabolic process. The record is from RefSeq and is a predicted model, not a curated record. The coding region runs from base 20 to 1522 and encodes 500 amino acids. Lineage: Eukaryota; Viridiplantae; Streptophyta; Magnoliopsida; Fabales; Fabaceae. Gene Ontology annotation, cellular component: cytoplasm. Gene Ontology annotation, molecular function: aldehyde dehydrogenase (NAD+) activity. The transcript is spliced from 9 exons.
UCACACACACAGAAAAAAGAUGGUGUUUGACGGAGAAGCCGCGUCGUCGCUGGUGAAGGAACUGAGGGUGAGUUUCAGUUCCGGUAAGACGCGAAGUUACGAAUGGAGAAUAUCGCAGGUGAAGGCUCUUUUGAAAAUGAUGGCUGAACGAGAGGAUGAAAUUGUUGAUGCUCUUCGUUCUGACCUUGCUAAACCGCCACUCGAAACGGUCGUCUACGAGAUUGGUAUGUUUAAAAACUCAUGUGAACUCGUGCUCAGGGAAUUGAAACAAUGGAUGACACCAGAAAAGGCUAAAACUUCAAUCACAACUUUUCCGUCUUCGGCUGAAAUCAUACCUGAACCACUUGGUGUUGUGUUAGUCAUCUCCGCGUGGAACUAUCCAUUUUUGUUGUCCCUUGAUCCAGUUGUCGGAGCUAUAGCAGCUGGUAAUGCUGUGGUUCUAAAACCAUCAGAAAUUGCUCCGGCUUCAUCUUCACUGCUGGCGAAAUUGUUAGGGGAGUACUUGGAUAACUCGUCUAUAAGACUUGUGGAAGGAGCGGUGGAUGAAACUACUGCCUUGUUGCAACAAAAGUGGGACAAAAUUUUCUACACAGGUAAUGGAAAAGUGGGACGGAUAGUGAUGGCUGCUGCUGCAAAACACCUUACACCAGUUGUUCUUGAACUUGGAGGAAAAUCUCCAACUGUUGUUGAUUCAAAUGUCAAUUUAGAGGUUGCUGCAAGACGGAUCAUUUCUGGCAAAUGGGGCUGUAACAAUGGACAAGCCUGCAUUUCUCCUGAUUAUCUUAUAACAACAAAAGAAUUUGCUCCGAAAUUGGUAGACGCGUUAAAGACUGAAUUGGAAAACUGUUUUGGAAAGAACCCAAUAGAAUCCAACGAUUUGUCGCGCAUUGUGAACUCUAACCACUUUGCUCGCUUGUUAAAGUUCUUGGACGACGAUAAGGUUUCUGGCAAGAUUGUUUAUGGAGGUGAAAAGGAUGAAAGCAAAUUGAGGAUUGCUCCAACUAUUUUAUUAGACGUUCCACAAGAUUCUCUGAUAAUGAGUGAGGAAAUCUUUGGUCCAUUGCUUCCGAUAGUCACGGUAAGAAUAAAAGCACACAAAAAAGAACUCAUUUUAUGUCAUUUAGUUCAAAUUUCAUCUGUCUUCUUUGGUUAUUUUUUACAAUUUGGUUCUGCCAGAGCCGUAAACCGGCGCUACAUCAGUGAUUGUGUGCCUUUGAAAAUCCGCAUACAAGCAUCGGCAGGUUUUGUUAGUGCCAGCGCUCUUGGAAUGGCCUGUGGUCCUGCAUUAGCUGGCUUACUGCAGACGAAUUUUAAGAUUUACAAUGUUACAUUUAAUCAAGAUACUUUGCCAGGGUGGGUUAUGACUAUUGCUUGGCUUAUUUAUUCAAUAUGGCUGUGGAUCUCUUUUGUGGAACCUUCUCGUGAAUUUGAAGAGGACCGUAAAACAGAUAAAUCUCAGAAAUCUAAUGCUGGUACCUCUACUGAUGACUUUUACUUUUUCUAUUGUGAUCUAUCAAGAUAG